This is a messenger RNA of Myodes glareolus (Bank vole), 911 nucleotides long. The record is from RefSeq and is a predicted model, not a curated record. NCBI's taxonomy places the organism in Eukaryota, Metazoa, Chordata, Mammalia, Rodentia, Cricetidae.
UUACCUCCGACCUCUAAGACUGUUCCCCAAACUGAGUUUUUCUUUUAUCCGUUUCUGUCCCCUCUCCCACCCUUGGGCGCCCCGCUUUCCUCCUUUGUUCAUUCGCCCUUCUUUUCAGAAAGCCAAAUAAACAGCGCCUCUGAUGCGCAGCGGCUGCCGCCGAGGGGGAAGUCUGAGAACUCUGGCUUGGCGGGCAGUGCAGAUGGAAGGGCCCGGCUGUCUGCGGACAACAGGCUUAGUAGUGUGGCUGGCCCCGUUUGGGGUUCUUGCCCUUUGGGGACAGCUACUUCCUGACCGCAGCCUUGUCGAGGUGGGCUCCUCAGCUGCGCUCCGGGCCCGAAGUGGCGAAGGGCAUGCACAGAGCUGGGGCUCUCCUAGCUACGACCCAGAGCUCCAACCUGGUUUCUUGGCCUGCUGGCCGGCCCGUACCACAUGCAUCAGCAGCCACGCGUGGAAGAGCGACUGUGAACCUGGAGCGUCCACGGUCACCAGCCUUAAUGCCCAAGGGGGCGCAGACAUUCGACUCUGGGGCCCAUUUGCUCGCAGACAGGGGUCACGUCGGGGCAUACUGCCCACCCUGGGUCCCCGGGCUUCGGAGAGCCACAGCUAAGUGGACUGCCCAGGCGUCCCCGGGUCCCUCUCUGCUUUCCCACCCAGCACACACGCAAGCACGCACUUCGGGCCCGCUGCGGGUGCGCGCGAGCCGGCCGCGCGCACCCGGAAUCUAUAUUUUCCCCUCAUUAGGAGCCCGAGGUUCGCGUUUGCAUCUUAAUGAGGUGCAGGGAGCGCGCGGGGACCUCCACGUGAGCGACAGCCCCGAGAUGGAGCCUCCCAAAACCCGCUCCGGCCGCCGGCCGCGACCGCGCUCUCUUCUUCAUUUAUUUAUUCUCCUAAAUAAAAACAUAAAUCGU